Molecule: messenger RNA, 348 nt
Organism: Uloborus diversus
Lineage: Eukaryota; Metazoa; Arthropoda; Arachnida; Araneae; Uloboridae
Product: ring-infected erythrocyte surface antigen-like
Exons: 2
Coding region: 1-348 (115 amino acids)
Source: RefSeq, a predicted model, not a curated record
AUGGUUUCGAUCGCUAAAAAAGACAUGGAAGAAAAGGAAAUAAAAGAUGGCUCUGAACCUGAAAAAAAAGAAAAUGAAGGGAAAAAGACCACUAAUGAAGAUCCGGUGGAAGUUAAUGAAGAGCAAUCAAAUGAAGUGGACGCUUCAGAAGAAAAAAUAGAUGUAAAGGAAGAAAAUAUAGAUGAGAACGAAGAAAAUAUAGAUGAGAAAGAAGAUAUAGAAAAUGAUACAUCUUCUAAAGAGAAAAUAGUUACAUCUGUUGAGCAAGAAAAUGAUGCCAGUGUUGAGCAUUUAGAUGAAAAUUUAUCCAUGUCUGAUCCUGAGCAAGAAGGCCAAGCUAACCAGUAG